Perca fluviatilis (European perch) is the source of this 3195-nucleotide messenger RNA. RefSeq names its product zinc finger protein 69-like. The record is from RefSeq and is a predicted model, not a curated record. The transcript has 5 exons. NCBI's taxonomy places the organism in Eukaryota, Metazoa, Chordata, Actinopteri, Perciformes, Percidae. The coding region runs from base 208 to 2325 and encodes 705 amino acids. Gene Ontology annotation, biological process: regulation of transcription by RNA polymerase II. Gene Ontology annotation, molecular function: RNA polymerase II cis-regulatory region sequence-specific DNA binding; DNA-binding transcription factor activity.
CCCCGCCAUUAAACCCCGCCCAUUGAGCCCCCAACGUGCGUGCCAGCCCGCCACUGUCGAGCAAUGAUGGCUAGCUAGCUGUUAGCUGGUAGCUGUCUGGGACGUCGGGAUAGCAGAGUCCACACCAGGGCUUGUGUUCCAGUCCCCGUAAACAUUGAAACAGCCCGGCCACUUUUAAAAACUGAAGGGACAGAACUUAAAUCCAGGAUGUGCUCCGUCGUCGGAUGUGAUUCGGGGCGUCGCAGUGCCCUACGGUUCAAGUUACCGGAGGACCCAGAGAGGAGACUGGCGUGGGUUCAGUUCCUUUUCGAAAUCAACGGGCAACGACUUAAAGAAUCGUCCUGGACUGAUAUCACCAUUUGUAAUGAACACUUUACUGAAGACUGCUUUGAACACCUGGCUCCAGGGACUGGCGCGGUCCACCUAAAGCCCGGUGCUGUCCCAUCACUGUGUUUCAAGUCGGAGCUAGACGAACCGGAGCUGUACUCCAUAGAGCUGGAUCAGGAGCCUGAAGAAACCAUAGAAGUUGCUUCGCAAUGUGAUCAACUUAGCACAUGUGGCAGUCCAUGUUCCUAUUCCGAAGAAUCAGAAUCAACUUCAUCUUCAACGGCUGCCCAAGAAAGCCCUGCACCGAGUGAUGUUUCAGAUUCUUUCAUGUCUGAUUAUGGUCCGAUGCUGCAAAAAAUUCUGAACAUUGAUAUGAUUAGGGAAAAAGCUGCACUUCUGCAGACGAAAGGGAAGUACGUUGUGAAUGAAAAACGCCUCAUCCAGUUGUUCAGCCACAAGUGCCCGUCAUGUGGUUCUAAAGUAAAGAUGGAGAAGGUCACCCAUGGGGUGCUCAUCAUCUUGAACCAACAGUGUCUUCAGUGUGACUACAGAAACCAAUGGAAAAGCCAAGUCAAUGCCAGUGUCCCAACAGCUGAAGACCAAUGCCUGACAGAAGUAGUAGAAGUAGACCUAACUCCAGAGACCCAACAGACAGUGUCAACUGAUGACAACAGCAGAACUUUUUCUGAUGAGAAGAGUGAUUACACGGAUGAAACGGAGGAAUCGGGUGAUGAAAGUGACAGGAAUUCAGACGAGGAUUGGAAUCCAGCGGAGGAGCUUCUUCUGGAUAACGAGCUUCGUGAUGAAUCGGAGGAUGAAACCGGAGAGGAAGAGGAAGAAGAUGAUGAUGAUCUUCCAUUUGCCUCCAAAAACAGCCAGCUCUGCACAGAGUGUGGAAAGUUUUUUAAUAAACAGAGGCCUCACACAUGCGAGCACAAAAUCAAACCCUAUUCUUGCAAUGUUUGUGGAAGACGAUUCAUUAAUGACCCUGCGCUAAAUCUUCACAGCAAAAUCCACGAUGCAAACUAUGAACUUCCAUGCAAAUACUGCCACGUUACAUUCAAAACAAAGGUGGACAAGAUCACUCACCAGCAGAUCCACCUAAGUGAAAUAAAGCCCUAUAAAUGUCCCGACUGUUCAGAGACAUUUGCCACAAAUAAGGAACGCAGAAUCCACCGGGUGGAUCACGGAGGCCCCCCACAGUUAAAAUGUGACAUCUGUGGUAUUGAAUUUACCCGACCCUAUAUUCUCCAGAGACACUUAGCGGUGCACACAGGAGAGAAGCCGUUCAAGUGUUCAGUGUGCCAACGUGGCUUCAACCAGCCAAGCCACCUGAAAUCCCACAUGCGUCUGCACACAGGGGAGAGGCCUUUUAAAUGUCAGCACUGUGACAAAAGCUUCAAUCACAACGUGAGCUUGAAGAGUCACGUCCAGCGUUACCACUCAUUGAGCUCUGAACGUGAACAGAAGAAGGGUAAAAUAAACAAAACUGUAAGCUACAGUGUUCAAGCUCAGGAGAAUGUGAACAUGAGAGGCACAGACUUUGAACGUGAUAAAGAAGUGGAGUUGCAUAAGCAGAGCAAAGGUAUGCCAAAACGUAAAAGGAAGAGCUCCGGUAGACCCAUAGGAAGGCCCAAGAGAAAUGCAGCAGGCAACUUGGUUCUGGCCGGGGAAAUGCAAGGCCAGCCUUCAAACACUAAGACUGCCAAAGUUAAGGUGCGGAAGUUAAAGAGAACACGCUGCAGUGAUGAAGAAAGCGAGGAUGAGCCGACCGAAAGCGACAUGUCCUUUGACUCAACAGAGGAGGAAGAGGAGAAUAGUGAGAAAGUGACAAUGAGAGCAAGCAAAUCGAGAGGAAAGGCAAAAGAUUCUGAUGGCGACUCUGAUUUUGAGCCAGAAGAAAAAAAGAAAAAGAGGUACAGCAGCCAGAAUAGUGGUAAAAGCUCAGGGAAGGGAAGGGGAAGACCAAGAAAGAAGCAAGUACUUAAAGACAUGUAAAAACAUUUGAAAAGAGAGGUUAUAGAGUUAAACAUGUAUUAAGACAAAUACAAUUUAGAGUGUCAUACAGAAGUUGACUGUUUUUCAUGAUGCAUUUGAACAAUUUAAGAUGAGAAACUGCACAUGGAGAGUUGGGCUGGGGUCUUUUUAAACUUCAUUGCUUCCAAUUGUUAAAGCAUGAGCCUGUUUAAGGUGGGACUGAUGCGCCUUAAGCCCCCUCGCCGUCUGUGUGAAAGUUAUUAAGACGGGGGGUUGUUGCGCCUUUAAGCCUGCAGUGGAGGUAAUCCCAGAGCCGAGCCAAGUUCUGUGUGAAAGGGACAGCCAGCGUGGCGGGACUAAGUUCCAUGCAGUAUGAUGCACUAAUCGACCUACAGGGUCCGGUCGGGUUUACAUGGCUGAUUAACGCUGCAGAUCGGCUCACACACACUAGACCCAUGCCUCUAUUGCUGCCAGAAGCAAUACAGUAUUUAUUUUUCUAGGAUGGCAAAGGCAUGAACUUGGAUUGGCUUUCCCUGGUGUUCUUAGCCUAACCAAUCUCACUCCUCAUGUCUAAACCUAACCAAUCUAACCCGUGAAGGCAAUGACUACUAGCCAAUCAGAGGCAGAGUAGGGCGGGUCAUGCCUUCGCCAUCCUAGGAAAUGCAAAUUUGCCUCCCAUAAUGCCGGCAUGCUAUGUAAAAUCACACUGGCUUGCUUGGUUCUGUGGGAAUAAACAAACAGCAAACCUUAAUUGCAGCGCAAUUGCGUAAUCUCUGUAUGAAAGGGGCUGAUGUCAGUUAGAUUUCAAGAUACUUUUGAAUCCUGUUCACAGAUGUUAAACAUGGAAUCAACCUGGGUAAAAUUAGAUUAAACUGGGCUGGUUUUAAAAUG